CUCCCGCAGCAUGGCCGGCGUGAGCUUCAGCGGCCACCGCCUGGCGCUGCUGGCGGCGUACGAGGAGGUGAUCCGCGAGGAGAGCGCGGCCGACUGGGCUCUGUACACUUAUGAGGAUGGCUCAGAUGACCUCAAGCUUGCAGCGUCAGGAGAUGGGGGCUUGCAGGAACUCUCCGGUCACUUUGAGAACCAGAAGGUGAUGUACGGCUUCUGUAGCGUCAAGGACUCCCCAGCAGCUCUGCCCAAAUACGUGCUCAUCAAUUGGGUUGGGGAAGAUGUGCCCGAUGCUCGCAAAUGCCAGUGUGCCAGCCACGUGGCCAAGAUUGCCGAAUUCUUCCAGGGCGUCGACGUGAUCGUGAAUGCCAGUAGUGUGGAAGACAUCGAUGCAGGUGCCAUCGGGCAGCGGCUCUCCAAUGGGCUGGCGCAGCUCUCCAGCCCCGUGCUCCAUCGGCUUCGGCUGCGUGAGGAUGAGAACGCAGAGCCAGUGGGAACCACCUACCAGAAGACCGAUGCAGCGGUGGAAAUGAAACGGAUCAACCGAGAGCAAUUCUGGGAACAAGCCAAGAAGGAGGAAGAGCUGCGGAAGGAGGAGGAGAGGAAGAAGGCCCUGGACGAGAGGCUCCGAUUUGAGCAGGAGCGGAUGGAGCAGGAGCGGCAGGAGCAGGAGGAGCGGGAGCGGCGCUACCGAGAGCGAGAACAGCAGAUCGAGGAGCACAGGAGAAAACAGCAGACUUUGGAAGCUGAGGAGGCCAAGCGGCGGCUGAAGGAACAAUCUAUCUUCGGGGAUCAACGGGACGAAGAAGAAGAAACCCAGAUGAAGAAGUCAGAAUCGGAGGUUGAAGAGGCAGCGGCCAUUAUUGCCCAGCGACCUGACAACCCGCGGGAAUUCUUCAAGCAGCAGGAGCGAGUGGCCUCGGCCUCCUCCGGCAGCUGUGAUGCGCCCUCGCCCUUCAACCACCGGCCAGGUCGUCCGUACUGCCCUUUCAUUAAGGCAUCGGACAGUGCGCCUUCCUCCUCCUCCUCUUCCUCCUCCUCCCCUCCACGGACCCCCUUUCCCUAUAUCACCUGUCACCGCACCCCAAACCUCUCUUCCUCCCUCCCAUGUAGCCAUCUGGAUAGUCACCGCAGGAUGACGCCUACCUCCAUCCCUGCCCGGAGCCCCACACACUCCAGCACAGCCUCCACGCCCAUCUCAGAGCAGAUCGAACGGGCCCUGGACGAGGUCACAUCUUUGCAGCCCCCGCCGCCACCUGUGCCAUCUGCGCCUGUCCAGGAAAUCCAGGAGCCCAGCCCUGGCUUGGCUAGUGAAGAGGCUACCGAGGAACCCAAAGCAUCAGCUCCCCAGGCCUGGGUUGGCCUGGUAGAGGACCCGCCCCAGCCACCGGGCAGUUCCACCGAGGACUUGAUGUUUGUGGCACCUCCCGAACCAGCAGCUGCCCUGGACACCCCUCUGGAGCUGGCCAUGGUCAGCACCCCUGCUGACGAUGCCAUCGAAGCUGACACUGCCAUUGCUGACACCAGUUUCACCAAGCCUGAAGUCCUAGCCACCGCCAACCUCGUUGACCUCUGGCCCAACAAUGGGGCUAAGGCCUCUGAACCCCAGGCUGAGCCGAUAAGGGCCCCCACACCUCCCUCUGAUGCUGAGGUCGCCCUGGCUGAGGUGCCCCUGCUGGAUGAAGUGGCUCCUGCGCCACUGGCACCAGCAGGUGACGGCUGUGCCAACCUUCUCAAUUUUGAUGAGCUGCCUGAGCCACCGGCCACCUUCUGUGACCCCGAGGAAGAUGUAGAAGGGGACCCCCUCAGUGCCCCUCAGGUGCCAACGGUGCCCUCCGCUCUAGAGGAAUUGGAUCAGGACCCAGAACUGGAGACAGAACCCCAUCUGCUUACCAACGGCGAGACCCCCCAAAAGGAGGGGACCCAGGCCAGUGAAGGCUACUUCAGCCAAUCCCAGGAGGAGGAGUUUGCCCAAUCGGAGGAGCUCUGUGCGAAGGCUCCGCCCCCUGUGUUUUAUACCAAGCCCCCAGAAAUCGACAUCACGUGCUGGGAUGCAGACCCCGUACCCGAAGAAGAGGAGGGCUUCGAGAGAGGCGAUUAGCGGCCUCUGGAUCGUGCUCAGGCCGCCUUCUCCGAGGGCGCCAACCUCCGCCUGCCUCUGGCCAGCUGGCCCGGCCGUGCCUGCGCUAGCAGCUGCCCUGCCUGGCCCCCCACUCCGGAUUCCGGCCCUGGCUGGGUACUCGGCCGCUUCCUCCCCACAGGGCCCGAUUUUUACAGCUUUUCUCUCUCUCUCUCUC
Messenger RNA from Suncus etruscus (white-toothed pygmy shrew), 2291 nucleotides. RefSeq names its product drebrin 1 (gene DBN1). Bases 11 to 2095 code for a protein of 694 amino acids. The transcript has 15 exons. Gene Ontology annotation, molecular function: actin filament binding. Lineage: Eukaryota; Metazoa; Chordata; Mammalia; Eulipotyphla; Soricidae. Gene Ontology annotation, cellular component: cortical actin cytoskeleton; postsynaptic membrane; site of polarized growth. Gene Ontology annotation, biological process: positive regulation of axon extension; positive regulation of dendritic spine morphogenesis; neuron projection morphogenesis. The record is from RefSeq and is a predicted model, not a curated record.